Molecule: messenger RNA, 10337 nt
Organism: Amyelois transitella
Lineage: Eukaryota; Metazoa; Arthropoda; Insecta; Lepidoptera; Pyralidae
Gene: Ncoa6
Product: proteoglycan 4
Exons: 10
Coding region: 760-5697 (1645 amino acids)
Biological process (GO): positive regulation of transcription by RNA polymerase II
Cellular component (GO): histone methyltransferase complex; transcription regulator complex; nucleus
Source: RefSeq, a predicted model, not a curated record
UCAGUGCGCAUGUCAAGAUGAAAAUUGCAAAUGGCGGCCGUUGUUAUUGUUCGUUCCGAAUUAACUAUUUGUAAAUUAUAUACCAAUCUUUUUAGCGAUUUUUCUACAGAACUGUUAUAUUGAUGUGAUGCAUUAAUUUCUCAUAAUUCGCCGCGACGCGUUUUAUGUGCGGUUUUAAGUGUUUUGAGUGUUUUUUUGGUAUUUUAUGUGUGUCAUGCAAAUGGGGUAAGCUGGAAUUAUCGGAUGUCGCUUAGGUUGUUUUGGAUAGUUUCAGUCACAAAAUGGUGUGAAGUUCUGUGUCCUAAUGUGUAAUAAUGGAUACUGUAUAAAGCUUUUUAACAUUUUCCUCAUGUUUCAAGUGUAACAAGAAGCGAGAACGGCGGCAAUUUACUAAUGUUCCAUGCCGUGACUGUACUCCCCGUACAUUUCAAAAUGGCUGCUGCUCUUCACGAUAUAUGAGCUUUGCGUCACUGGAACAUUAAUCAGUGGAUUGGAUUCGUGACGAGAUUUUAGUGUUUCUAGUCUAGUGAUCCAGUGUAAAAGACCGAAAAUAAUUUUAGAACAAGACCCCGGACAAAUUGGGGUGGGACAAUAGUGUUGUAUCAUAUGUUUUUGGAGUAGUGGACACUGGCCAUAGGACCGAUAUUGCCUUGCGUCCGAGCUGGAUUGUAAUGUUGCGAUUUGAUAUCCAAAAUGAUUUGCAACGGGAGAAAAUAAAGAUAUUGUGGAAUUAACCGGAAUGUGACAUUGUAUGAGAGCAUGGCAGCGGACAGCGAUGGGCCAGGGACUGCUGGCGGCGGGUCCUGCGGCGUGGUAGUCACAUGCGAGGGCGACCUCACCGACCCGAAGUUCCCCGCCCGCUUGCGGCGGCUACUGCGCGAACUGCGCACGCUACUCGCAGAGCCGCAUCCGCACACUCUCAAAGUUAACAAGGUGGAGCCGUGGAACUCAGUCCGCGUGACGCUGUCGGUGCCGCGCGCCGCUGCGGCGAGGUUGCGUGCGCUCGCCGAGGCGGGCGCGCCGCAACUGAGGGCGCUCGGCAUUCUCUCCGUGCAGUUGGACGGCGAUGCAGCCGUCUCGCUCAGAUUACAACAUGGCGCCGAGCUCAGGAUUCACACUGAGGAUGACGCGAGCGCGUCCCGAUCGCAACAAAACGCCGAGUUGCUCUCCAAUCUGGGCGGUAUCGGGCGGCUGCUGGACGAGGGGGCAUCCACCAGCACCGCGGAGCCCCCGGCGGCCCCCAGAGACAACUUCAAGUCGCCCAACACCGUCUGCCCGAUGGACGGGAAAAUCCCGCACAACAUUGCGACUCCGCCGGCGGACAGGUGCGAGUAUCCGUUUGGAAGCAUGACCCACGCGAGGGUUAUACAUCGGAAGGAGAAUACGUUGGGUCUCAGCGGGCCGUCCAGUUCGAUCCGGCCGCCGUCCGAUGUGUUCGUGCGGCCCUCGACGUCAGCGUUCCCCGGCCCCCCGCCCCCGUACCCGCAGCCCGCGGCCCCCGCUCCCCCCGCCGUGCCCCCCGCCGCUCCCCCCACCGUGGCGAUGUCAUCCCCCCUCCUCGUCAACUUGCUGCAGAACGAUGCGCCCGCGCCGCAACCGAGGCCCAAACCGCCGCAUCCGGCCAAGCUGGACAGGCUCGAUGAUGGACAGCAGGUGGAGCUGACGGUGGGCCGCACGUUCGAGUACCGCGCUCGCGCGCCGCCCCCCGGGCCGCGCGGCCCUCCCCCGCCCCCCGCGCCGGCGCCGCCCCCGGCCCCCGCGGCCGCCCCGCCCCCAGCGCCCCCCGCCCCGCGUGGCCCCGCCCCGCGCCGCGCGCCGCCCCCCGCCGCGCCCGUGUACCGCGCCGCGCUCGCCGCCGGCGCGACCCUCGUGCACGCGCAGAGGUUCCAGCAGACAGGGUUCCCCUCCUCGCCGCCGCCGUACCGCGCGCCGCCGCGCGCCCGCGCCGCUCCCCCGCCCGCCCCCCGCGCGCCGCAGCCGCGCUUCUCCGCCGAGGACCUGCAGGUGCUGCUGCCGCCCUCCACCACCAGCAUGGACCAGAAGACCAGGUCAAGGUUUCAGGAAUUCCAAUGGUUCCAACAGCAGUACAUCGCGAACCAGCGCGCCGCGUCGCAACCCGACUGGAACGAGCCGUACCGGGACGCGCUGGACUUGCCCGAGCUGCCUGACAACUGUGACCUUGACCUCUUGUUGCCCACGCUCGGCGGCGACCUCAACCUCGACGACACGGCCCUGUCCGCCAUUUCUGACCUCGACUCCAACGCCAAGCUAGACCAGUACGAAACCAAGGACAACACCACAGAACAAACACUAGAUUCUGUACUCCACGAUAUAACUGGAUCGCAGUACAACAACAGCGAACCGUACUCAGAGUCGAGUCAGAACCAAAAUGUGAGCCGUCAAAACGUGACGAGUCACCCGGUGUCCGGUCAGAGUCAAGCGACGAGUCAGAACCGCAUCGCGAGCCACAGUCAAGCGACCAAUCAGAACCAGAUUAAUAAUCAGAAUCAGAGUGAUGUGCCUUCUAAAACAGAUUCUUAUACUAACGUUAGCGAGUCAAACUUUAUGCCCCCGCCCCCAGUACCGCAGCAGUCUACGUCCAAGACAUUUGCGAAUACAAACCUCCCUUCACAAUCUAAUCAUACGGCGACGCAGUUCAAAGCGGUGAACGCGUACUCCAGUAUGAAUGAUAGAAGUCAUAUACAGACAUCUAUGCCGCCGCCAAUGAGGCUACCAGUUCGAGCCACUACGUCGGUGUCAACCGCCACUGUUGGUUCUCAAGCAUCGGCCCAAGAGAUCGAAGAGCAAAGCAAACAGUACUUGAUCAAAACUCUCAUGAGAGACGACGACGUGCCACCGCCCAAGGAACAGGAGAAGAAAGUUGAAGAAGUCACCGUAGCCAGUUGUAAAGUUAGAGAGAACUCGACAGACACCACACCAGCGCCAGAAGUCUUCGGCAUUGCCAAGUCUACGAUCAUCGAGGACGACGCGACCAAAAGGGAAGACGACGCGAGAAAGAGAGUGCUUAAGAAAGAGAAGGAUGAUAAACUAUUGCUGAGGGGGGGCAACCCUAAAGCUGGUGCUAAAGAGAAACCUGCGACGCUGAAAGAGAAAAUAGUUAAAGACGCCAAGAAAAUGGCGUAUCCGAGGCCGCUGAUUCCUAAACCUACGCCGGCGAAUGAAGCGCCGAAAUCCCCACCCGGUGAAAAGGAGUCGAUCAAGUUGAGGCUGAAGUUGGACAAAAACGAGCCCGUUUACAAAGCGGACGUGAGUUUCGUGAACCAACAGCCGAAAGGUGAAAAACCGACGGAGGGAGAGCCUAGAGUUCCUCCGUUACAUAUAAGCAUCAGAGGUCCAAACUCAGCGGUUAUCAAAAACUCAAAGAAAGAGAAGAAGAAGUUUAGUCCUGGUGAAUUGCACUCGAAGAAAAUCAAAAUCCGGAAAGCCUUGGAGGGCGAAGAGAAGCAUAGGAGAGAUUCUGAGGAAUCUACGAAAACGGACAGUACUGAUAAUAAGACUGACGAGUAUUUAGUCAAAAGUAUAAAGCUGAACAAUCAUUACGAAGGCGAUCCGGUGAAAAGUGAAAUCACGGGCGAUAACAACGUCGUGUACAGAAUGAAAAGUAUAUCGAAAACCGCUCAUAUAGUGACCAAAACACACGACUACAAGUUGAACAACAAACUCCCUUUAGAAAACAAAGUUAAGAAAAAGAAGUUGUUAAACGACACGGGGAAGGCGAUAGAGAAAGAGCGGGACAAAGAAUGGCGGAACGACUUGCUAGAAAAGGAGGGGAAAUACGCCCAGAAUGAAGGUUACAGAGAGGUGAACAACCACGAGGCGAAGAAGAAGUUACCAAGUAAAGAUGCGAAUUGUGAUAAAUCCAGUGACGGGAAGACAGUGCAAUUGGAAGUGAGUGAAGGUAGUGAACUGGACAACCGGUUGCUCAAGUGUUACGAACGGACGCUAAGCGAUGAUGACAAUAAACUCAAACGGACACUAAACGAAAGUGCUAUUACCUCACCUAACGGACUGCUCGGCUCGGAUAAGAAGAGGAAGAUCAGCCAUAGUUCCUGUACAGUUCCAGAUCCACCCGGGUCCACCAACGUGGGUACAAUUCCUCCGCGGACAGAGUCCCCACCACGGAGCGGGGCGACUUCCCCGCGACGCAAAGAGCGCCCGAAGGAUAAAUCCUACUGUAAAUUAGUUUCCGAACGCGCCGCCAGACCCGACGACAAGUUCGGCAACAGAUCGCCCAACUCACAAGCGCAGGGCGAAGACUCCGGCAUCGAAUCCAUGGACGCGUUGUCCGAGAAAUCGCCGAACCAAGCCAGCCAGUCCCCGCCCGGCCCGCAGAGGAAGGAGCGACUCGAUAUGCCCAGGUCUACGAGCCCGGCGUCCGUUCAGAGGAUAAUAGGCGUCAUCGAACAGACGCCCGCCUCCGACGAACUGUUAGAACGACUGUCUUUAUCCAAUAGCCGGCCGCAGUACGACCCCGGCCCCCCAGACAUAGACGACUUAGGAGACAUAGAGGCGGCGUUGGCGGAAAUGCACGGGGACCACGUUAACGGCGACGACGCGCCGAGAAGACCGCCCGAAAACGAGAGAAAGGAACCGAAACGGGAAGCGACACCCAUUUUAAGAGAGGACGAUAAGCAGAAUCAGCCGUUGGAUAGGUUAGAAUCGGACGCGCCUGCGGAGAGGAAGGAGGAACCUAAUGAAGUGAAGGAGUCCCCCAAAAAGGAGGAUUUCGAUCCGCUACCGAGCAGAAAGUCUCCGCCGUUGUAUACCUACUCGAAUCAGGAGAAAAGUGUGACGGAAACGGACGUGAAGGAGGAGAUACUUCCCGCGAACGGCGAGACUGACGAGCAUCGGACGGAAGAGAAGCCCGAGCCGAAAAUUGAAAGGAUACCGCUCCAAGCGGAGUUUCCGGACAAAAGUUUGCUCGAACAACUUCUCAUAGAAAUUCCGACCCAAGACUACGCGGGCAGAAGGCCCGAGUCGCCGUCGCCCUCGACGUUGGAGCGGGUGGCUCGCAGUAGUGUUAGAACUAGAUCGAGUAGUAAAAUGAACAGUCCCGCGGACGGGCCCAAAACGCCUAGAUUGAGUCCGGGGGUCAAACUCGAGCGGUCGGACUCGCCCGCGAACCAGCCAAGGAAUUGUCUAAGGGGGGGAUCGGUGGACAAGACUAGUCCGAAGACUACGCCCGUUGUGGCUAAUGUCAAAGCGGCUCCUGUGGCGAAACGGAAGCGGCGGGAGUCUGAGAGUUCGGGAGCGUCUCUAGUUAGCGAAGAGGGCUUGUCGCCUGCGGGAAGGCCGAGGAAGAAGGCGAAGAAAGACGGGAAGCCAGUGUUACCGGCGCCCGUGGUGCCGGGGAAGACGAAGAAAGAUUCGGACAGUGAUAGUGACGAGCCGUUGAUAUGUAAAGUGCGGGGGAAGACGCCUAAAGCGGGGAGGGCGGUGAAGGCGGCUGUUAAAGUGGGGGAGGGCGUUAAGGCGGGCGUGAAGGGUGGGGAGGGGGUGGGCACGCGGAGAUCGGUGCGAUGUCCGGCGCCGGCCCCUCCUCCCCCGCCCGCGGCUACGCCCACUCCUGGGCCGCUGCCCCCGCCGGCCAGGAGGAAGACCAGGAGCGCAGUUGGUGAAGGCACCCCAACCGCCAGCACGAUCCGACGGCGUCGCACCUCAAGAGACGGCAAGUGACGUCGGCGGCGCGCGGAGUGCCCCACACCCGCGCUCAUGCUCCUCCCGCUGUUACCGCUCGACUGACCGCCGCCACCCCCCACCCGGCCCUUUAUACCCCCCGCUGACGUCACCAGGGACACGCUACUGCGAUGGUUGUACGGCGAGGACGACUAGUUUGAAAAUGGAAUGGUUCGAUUGUUUUCUUCUUUAUUGUUAUUUUUGAAGGCAGUGCGGUGUGAUGAGUUCGAUGUUUGAAUUUGUAUAAUUUUUAUGUCUAGAUGUGCGUUCGGAUAUUUUACGCGCGAAAUUUAAAGUUAAUUGCGUUGAAAUAGCAUUUUUUAUGCCGAUGCGGUAUUGAGCUACAUGGUGUUUUUUUGUUUUCAAGAUUGAUAUUUAACUUCAAAUCAACUUGUACAGAUAAAUUGAAACUUCAGUUUGAACAAUAAGUGCCAAAACGGCUUGAACACAAUACGCGUAUCUCAUCGCGCUGAUUGCCCAUAUUUUGUUAGUCGAUUUGGCAUUUAUAGGUACAUUAUCGGUAUUCACUUUUGCAAAUAGUGUUUUUUUUUUAUUAUUUCAAAUAAGUUUUACGCAACGUCAACUAUAAAACCCUAUUUUUGAUCAAUCGAGUAAUCUUAUAUGCGCCAUGUCGCUUGAUUCUGCACUGAGUAAUCGUGCAUAAAAAAACUAUAUAGCUUUUAGUAUACAUUGGCAAUAGAUUAUUGUUCAUAUUAUCGUUGAUUUCGGUUUGCGAAUCUCAAAAUUAAAGUUCUUUUAUCGUGCAAUAAACGAGAGAAGAAAAAUAUUUAAGAGACUAAAAUUCAAACGUUUGGUCUAUAAACCUAUUUUUAUGUAUUUUUCUUUUCAGUGAGCAUGAACGGUAUUUUUAUAACUUAUAUAAAAUCGAAUAUCAAGUCAUCAUACUUCACUUAAAAAUCGCUAUGUCUUAUAGGUAAAUAAAAAAAAAAAACAAUGGUUGUCAAAUGCAAUCAAAUUUUAAAUUAAGAAUCAUUUUUUACAAACGGAACUACCAUAUAACCACGUUGUUUGAGCUCGAAACGUAACGCGGUACCUACUGUUGUUUUUGACUCUUUUUAAUUUUAUUUAGUGAACAAAUCAUGUUACCAUUCACUGUAACUCGACUAAGUAAGUUUUAUCAAGUAAUCGAGUAAGUUAGGACCGCCGUUGCCACUACGGCUGUCUGGUCGCGAGUGGAAGCCUUAGUUUAUUAUAACUGACAUUAGCCUGGUCAAUAUCGAACGUUGACCCUUUGGUAAUACAAUUGACGACCAGCGGUAGUUUUAUGUCGCUAUAAGAUUUUGGUGGGUGGCUGAAACGCGGGGGGACUACUCUCAAAAUCUUUAUUAAAACCGUCGCUUAUCGAUUUAUUAAAAUUAGUCGAGAGUGUACGACGUCCGAUAUUCACCAGUCGAAUGACGUACAUUAUAGAGUAAAUAGUUGUAAUUAUUGUACAAAAGAGCACUCGUCUUGUAGGCACAUCGUUAUGGAUUUACCGAGAGAUAUAAAUAAUAAUUGUGAAAUGCAUAAAGUUGACAUAUUUUCAUACGUUUUUGCACGUCGGAACGUCGAACGGUGACGUCAAAGAGUAGUUUUUUACCGUUUUGGCGGGAACGCGUCUCGAUUUUUUUUUAAAUCUAUUAUUUGGGUGGUUGCGAAAAAAUUGGGCAAAGGAAUCUUUUGACUUGUGUUUAACAAGAUUCUACUAGAUAAAUACUUAUACAUAUGUAUUUGAUGGAAAAUAUUUUAAUAUUUCCCAUACAAUUUUUAAUAAAAUUUACACAUAUUUUUGACAUAUGUUCAAUGAAAUAAUGACAAAAGAUAAUUAUUAAUUUUGACAACAUGCAAAUAAAAACGUUAUCUGAAAAUUUAAUAUAAUUCUUAUUUACAUGGAUAUAUUCAUAAUUCGCAUCAUCAUAAUGUUGUAAAUAUUUUUUAAUUGCUUUUAUUGACUUGUCCGAAAGAGAGUUUCUUUUGGCAUGGAUAAAUAAAUGGCAAUAUGUAGCCAGACAUGAAACUGCUACAGAAAGUAGCGCGUCUAGUCGUUUGGUAACUUAACUAGCAGAGGUUUUCUCCCGCUGUGGGUUUUUGAGAAUAAUAGUAUGUAGUUUAAAACAAUCGUGUUAUUUCGUACUUUUUUAUUUCCGAUUUUAUAUGUGGGGCCGUUAAGGCGCUUUCCCGCCCAAAACAAUGGCUGCUAUUGUAGCGUUAGCGUAUUUAAUUAAGAAUUCACGACCAAUAAUUAUAAUUAAAUUGUGAACUUGAUAAUUUCAUAGUGAAAGAGAUGAUAAUAAUAGUGACUGAAUGUAACAACAGUUUGUCUUUUCGGGCUUCCAGUAUACUAAAUAUUUCAUUUUAUUGACAAUCUAAUGUUCUCUCAUUUUAUCCCCAAUUUUGACGUCAACAAUUAUCAUUCUAUCCCAGUGGAAGUUUCUAUCAGUAAUAUAUUAAGCUAGCUUUCUUCGUUUGCACUGUAAAUAAAUGAAUUUGAAAUUAGACGCUAAUAUUUAUUGAUCACCGAUUUUUUUUUACAAUCACGUAGUGAAGUGUUAGCUUAUAGAAAAAUUAUACAUUUUUAAAUACACAUGAUUUAUCAUGUCCACCAUUUUGAGUAAUUUGCAAUGUCAAAAUUCAGCCUUUAUUUCUGGCUAAGGUUUAAUAUAUAUUUGCGUGAAAUGACAGACCGAAAUAUUUUAAAUUUUGUUUUUUUUUUUUAAUGAUUUUUGUCCUGAUACUGCUAAAUAUCGAUGCAGUUACUGAUAAAUGAUAUAAAAAUACGCGUUUUUUUCCACUGAAGUCUAAUUCUAACCUUUAUCAAUUCAAAAUUAAAUAUAUAUUUUUAAUCCAAUAUAUUUUCUAUUCCGCUAAUAUAUAUUAAAUCGUGUGUGUUUCUUAUAAAAAUUCCGUAUAAAUAAUUACCUAAUAGAUAUAAUAUUUGCACGAUUAAGUUGCGGUUCCUAACUCCUAGGGGAUAUUUACCCAAAGCAAUAAUUUGUGGAUGUGAGAAUUAGUUUAAUUUUUUACUCCAUUUUUUACCUUGUCCCUUUGUGAUUCCAUUCCUUCGAGCCCUUUUUCUGUUUGUAGACGUAGCCGGCGCACACGCUUAUUGGAGGAAUGUUAUAAUGACUAUACAAUUGAAAUUUUAAAAUCAUUCUGUAUAAAAUUGUUGUUCCUUUUGCCUAACUAAACUUUCGAUUGAUGUAAGAAGUUGAUUAUUAAAAUUCGUCAACAGAUUUUUUAAAAUUUCUGGUUACCUAAGAAUAAAAAAGCCAUACCUAAGUUUCAAAUUUUCAUUUUGAUCAGUGAUCAAAUCUGAUCAAUGAUCACGUAUAGAUCCUUUCAACCAAUCAGAUUACGAUUUCCAACGAACUUGUUUCCUUGAAUUAGACAAUAAUAACACAGAAUUAACAUAUGAUACAUAACCUUUACACAAAACCUUACACUUAAAACACAUUAAUAUAAUAUAAUCUAUCCAAUAUUUUUGUCAGUAAUGAAUGCAAAAAACACUAUUACUGCGAUGUAGUAGCUCCUCCAAAAGGCAUGUGCGUCAAACAUAUUAUUUGGUCACAAUAUUUGAUAAUCCCACGUUUUUACAAUGUUCAAUGUUCAUAGGUACAGUGAUAGAUCUAAAAUACAAACCGUUUAGUAUGUAGUAUCGUAUUGAGAAUAUUUUUAUUAUAAGAAUAUAAUGCCUGAUACAAUUGUGCCCUUUUAAUGUGUGCCGUGACGAAGCUGUGUGUUUCUUAGCUUAGCAGGAGGCUGCUGGGUGGCGGCCAUUAAAAAAAAUGUUAAUUUUUUUUUAAAAUAUCAAUUAGUUAAUAUCGGUCCGGCCGAUGUACAAUCUCUUGUAAAUUUUUAUGUAUAGACGGGGAAAUUAAUAUAUGUUAUAUGUUAAGUCAUUGUUUUAUUUUUCAAAUGUAUUUUUUGGGAGUUGUUGUAUAUAGGUGCCGAGUCUGCGAAGACGUAUCCGAUAGGAAUGCAACGCCUUAUACUGUAAUUAAUAUGAAAUGCUAGCUUGUACUGUAUAAAGUUAGUGGACCGACUCUCAAAUAGUUGUGUAUAUGGGUGUAUAGUUAUCCUUCUAGUGUUUUUGUUUUGUUUUUUUUUUUAUUUUCAACUAAUUGAUAGUAAUUUAUGCCGAUAAAAUAUAUUAUAUAUGUAGGAGAAAGAAAUACAAAUAGUUGUACUAUACAUAUAGCAUAGGGGACACCACACAAGAGUUAUAGCUUAUAGUUUUGGUAUGUAAACAUUAUAUAACAUGUAAAUAGAUUGCAGAAAUAGUAAAUAAAAGAAUUGAUACAAUAAAUUGUAACAUUAUGUUAUUGUAAUAUUUUUUCUAGAUCGUGUUAAUAGCUAGGCGUUGCCUGCGUUAGGACAAUGAUAAGAUCGCCUGUAAUUAUUUUUGUUGCUGGCAAGUUACGACGUUUCGUCUUUCCGAUUUUUUAUUGUGCAUUAUUUUCUGUAAGUUGCUUUCACUGUCGUUCUAGAUUAUUUUUAAAAUCAUAUAAUUAUAUUCAUAAAGUACGAUGAGUCAUGGUGAAUUAUUAUCAUAUUAUUAUGAAUGAAAAGAAAUAAGGAAUAUUAUUGUUCUGCUAUUAUUAAAUUUGUAAAGUUAGUUUAUUAAUAAAUGAAUAAAAAUA